AUGGCUCCUUUUCCUGUUCUCGACGAGAAAUCUACUCGAGCACUUUUCGACGAGCUUCCGCUUGGAAUUAUGGAUGAGCAUUUGAACAAGCACCAGAAGGAGAAUCUUGAGAGCACUCUGGACCUGUCUGGACCUGCUGUCGAAAGGACUCUUCCUUCAGUUCUGUCGGAUGAGCUUCCUCGGGGCAUUCUGGUCGAUCAUCCUCUCUUUCCUCGGCUUGUAGCUGGAAGCUCUUUCCAGCCUGCACCUCGAAGCUCUUUGCACUGCCCUGUCUCCAACACAUCUCCAUCUUCAGCCUCAGAGUAUUCUCGUGGCCUGCCUGAAUCUGCACAGAUGUCGAGCCCCAACCCCUCCAAGAUCGUUUUGGCAACUGAUGCCAUAGCGAAGGAUCGUGCUGGACGUCGGGAUCGUCCUGCCCCGCGCCAUGUAGGCCCUCCUCAGGUGGAGGAUCGCCAGGACCCUUACGAGGCCAUUCUGCUCGGCCCUGGCGAGAACAAGAUUGAUGUCGAGAUUGACACUCGACUUCCCUCUGCCGCUAUCUUUACUUUCCACAAGGAAGACCAUACCCUUGGUAACAUGCUUCGCACUCGUCUUCUGAAAACCCCCCACGUUGUCUUCGCCGCCUACAAGAUUCCUCACCCUUUGACCCCCAACUUCCUGUUGCGCGUCCAGACUGAUGGUGAGAUUACACCCCGCCAGGCUGUGAUCACCGCCUCCAAAGCUUUGAUCCAGGAUUUGGGCACCCUGUCUCGCGAAUUUACCAAGGAGUAUGAGCUGCGCAAGAUGGCCAACGCUGCCAACCAGCAGCAAAAUAUCGAGUAA
This is a messenger RNA of Penicillium atrosanguineum, 822 nucleotides long. RefSeq names its product DNA-directed RNA polymerase II core subunit RPB11. Gene Ontology annotation, biological process: transcription by RNA polymerase II. The coding region runs from base 1 to 822 and encodes 273 amino acids. Gene Ontology annotation, cellular component: RNA polymerase II, core complex. The record is from RefSeq and is a predicted model, not a curated record. The transcript is spliced from 4 exons. Gene Ontology annotation, molecular function: DNA binding; protein dimerization activity. Lineage: Eukaryota; Fungi; Ascomycota; Eurotiomycetes; Eurotiales; Aspergillaceae.